CGGAAUUCUAUUGCUAUGGCACCGCCCCCGCCACUUCCGCUACGAACCCAGAAGUCCCUCCCCGACGCCGGAAGUCCCGAGGCCUUGCUUCCUCAGGGGCUUCCCCCACCCCGACGCGGAGACUUGCUUCCGGCCCUGGGUGGGCGCCGGCGGCAUUCCCGGUGCGCUCCGGAGCGGUGUCACGGGAGCACCGUACUCCCGGACGCCGGUGCCGGAAGCUCAGAUCGCGGCCGUACUUGGGUAGCGCCGGGCCGGGCGCGAGGCCCGUGUGGGGCCAUGAACGGGACCGUAAACCCGCUGCUGGACCGCGAGGAACACUGCCUGCGGCUGGGGGAGAGCUUCGAGAAGCGACCGCGAGCCUCCUUCCACACCAUUCGCUAUGAUUUUAAGCCAGCAUCUAUAGAUACUUCCUGUGAAGGAGAGCUUCAGGUUGGCAAAGGAGAUGAAGUCACAAUUACGCUGCCACAUAUCCCUGGAUCCACACCACCAAUGACUGUGUUCAAGGGGAACAAACGGCCUUAUCAGAAAGACUGUGUGCUUAUUAUUAAUCAUGACACUGGUGAAUACGUGCUGGAAAAACUCAGUAGCAGCAUUCAGGUCAAGAAAACAAGGGCUGAGGGGAGCAGUAAAAUCCAAGCCCGGAUGGAACAGCAGCCCACUCGACCCCCGCAGCCAUCACAGCCGCCACCGCCACCGCCACCGCCACCACCUAUGCCGUUCAGAGCUCCAACGAAACCUCCAGUUGGACCCAAAACUUCCCCCUUGAAAGAUAACCCUUCACCUGAACCACAGCUGGAUGACAUCAAAAGAGAGCUGAGGGCUGAAGUUGACAUUAUCGAACAGAUGAGCAGCAGCAGUGGGAGCAGCUCCUCAGACUCGGAGAGCUCCUCAGGAAGCGAUGACGACAGCUCCAGCAGCGGAGGCGAGGACCGUGGCCCCGCGUCGCCACCGCCUUCACACCAGCAGCCCUCUAACAACAGGCCGGCCAUCGCCAACGGAACCAGUCGGCCACAAGGAAGCAACCAGCUCAUGAACACCCUCCGAAAUGACUUGCAGUUGAGUGAGUCAGGCAGUGACAGUGAUGAUUAGAGCUGGAUCUUUCAAAAUCAACUUUUUGGUGCACAAAUACGCUGCAAGACCAGGCCACCCUGCAUGGAGUCCAUCGCCAAGAGGAAAACGUUGUGGAUCAGUGACUAUAGUAGAAGCUGGACCUCUCAGAUAUUCAAAUCUUUAACUUAAUGUAAUGGUGAUGGAUGAUUUUCUUGUGUAAUUUUUGAACAAUCUCAUGUUUCAAAGUUUAAGUAGUUCUAUAGAAGAACUGACAGAAUUAUAUUUCUAUUUGGUUAACACUGUUAAUGAAAAACAGACAAAUGUGCCCUGGUCUAUAGGUUACUCAAAGGCCAUAUAUAUGUUCACCAAGCCAGUGAUUCAGUUUUAAACCUCAGCAGUCACCAGUUUGGCCAAGUGGUAUGCACCAGUAAAAUGAAACAGUCUUUGAGGGGUAGGAAAGGGAGGGAAACCUCAAACUGCAGCAUAGAAGUAUGUUAAAACCACUUUAAGUUGUGGGCACAAAGUGGUAAGGAAGUUUUGUCGGAACCAGCCUGACGCGGCUAUGUGGAAACGGACUUCAAGAUGGAGUCGAGUGUCAGCUGGACGGGACCCUGGGGCUCUGGCAGUUCAAACCCCUCACUUACAAACAAGGAAAGUGAAGCACACAGCUGGUUCAUGGCCACUGCUCACUUACUGGAACCAGAGAUUCUUACACAUGGGACUUAACACAUGGACAUUGGAGCUUUUAUUGGGCACGUCUAGCUCCAAUUCCGAAGCAGACAGUCCCCACAUACAUGAGGCUGGGUGGGCAGAUUAACGGGCAGCCAUUGUGCUGACACGUGACUCAGAUGGGGGCUCUCAGUUCUUCACUCGGUGGGUUUUAGUGGGGGACGCAGGAGAGGAAGAGAGGUGUGAUGAAGAAACCUAUCUGAACCAACGAACCAGCCAAUAGGUUUUCAAAAACCAGGUUCUAGAUAGGAGUUCUGCAAUAUGAAAUGAGCACAUGCUUUUGAUAAGGUAUUUCUGUUCGUGCUUUUGUACCACUGUUUGUGCCUGACUCCCGCACUGAUGAGUAUUUUUAUACACAGCUAGAAGAAAGUCACAAGAUUGCCUUCUGGGGAGUGCAGUUUCCAAGUGAGUCUGUUGUUGCAGGAAACUGGUCCCUCACUAGUAAAUGUUCCAUAUUGAGUGAAUGUGUGAUAAAUUGUCUCAUAAUUAGGAUGGGGUAUCUCACUUCUGUAAUUUGAAUGAAUGUGUCCUGAGAAAUUUCCAUCUACUUUGGUUGGGUGGGUAUCAAGAACAUUAAAUAUGAUUUUACUUGCUGGGGUCCCUCCACUCAGAUGGUCUCUCCCUCCCCAGCUAGGGAAGGAAAGCAGUCUGGACCUAGAAAGGAAUUCGAUCCACGGUGGGGCCUGCCCUUACAGUUGAGCCUUGUAGAGUCACCUGUUUCCAUCACGUAGCGACCCCAGUGAGCUGGAGGUGGGGACUGGCAGCCGUUGUCCAGCCGCACACACACCACUCCAGCAAGUGUAGGCGACAGGUGCACACUCGUACCCUCUGGGGGGUUCUCAGCCCAUCCUGAGGUGUCAGUGGGUUUAAUGGCAGGUAGGAACUUAUUUAUAAUGAAUUGAUAAUUGCUUUAUAAUUCCUUGGUAAUAACAGCUCAGGGAGGGUGAUGGCUGUGAUUGGGAGACUUGAAUUGUUACUGGAUGUGGGAAUGUUUCACUGCUCUUAACUUGCUCAAGCUGGGGCAGGUUCCAGGAACUUGAACUAAAAAUAUCUAUUUAAGCCUUUUUUUUCCUCCCAAAGUCUUCACAUAUAUAGACAGAACUGUGGUUUUGGGCAUGUCGGGUAAAGAUGUUUGUUUCUAUAGGAAAUGCUUGUAUGUGGCACUGGGUUUGGCGAGUCAAGCUCUCUGAGCUUCAGCCUCUCCCGUCAUCCAUCCUACCUGAGCCUGCCGCUUGUCCUCUAGCAUAGCUCCAGUUUGGUUCUCUGCACAAAGCUUUUGGGGGUUCCCUCCCCCCACACGCCAGCUUUACCCACCAGAAUAAGGAAUCAUUUCUUUUUGGAAAUCAAGAAUUUGGCCUUACAGACUACUUCUCAUGAGUACUCUCUUGCCAGCCAAACUGGACUUGUUCUUCCUGCCUCUGUGCCUUCUCAUCUCUCCUCCGCCCCCUCUCCCCUGCCAAACUGUGGGUGCCAUUGAAAAGAGGUUCGUUUCAAUUGACUGCAGUACUGUGUGCACAUACUGACCUUCUCCUUGCUUGAGCUCUGGUUAGUCUGAACUCCUUCAAAGCAGGGACCGCUAUUCUCAUCUCUAUCCCCUGGGGGCUCCACAGGAAUAGAUAGAUAUUCCAGAUGCUUAUAGCCUGGUGGGGAGGAGGCAAGGAGAACCAACCGGUGGAAUAGAGAGGGUAGACAUACAUAGAGAAAACAUUCCAGGCAUUUGGAGACAGCUGAAAACUAUCCAUGCUAAUUUGCAUAAUUUUGAAAUUUCUAACUGAAUUGUUAAAAUUGCCUUUUUGUUCUAUACGUCUACCAAACUGUGGGUCAUUAGGCGAGGUGUGAAGACUUAAGUCUGAAGUAUCUAAGGAGCCAUGGCAAACCACAGCAAAGACGUGAUUUGGGAAAACAAUACAAACAAACUAGAGAUUUGUAAUGUUGCCACUCAUUAACUAUUUCUGUAGCAGAAUCAUUUUUUCUAUGUGUGGUAUUAAUAUGUAUGUGCUUCAAUAGUGGGAAAACUUGAAAAUUCCACAAUCCUUACUUCCCUAUUUGAGAGGCUGGUUAAAUAGGGUGUGAGUGUGAGUGUGCGUGUGUGUGUGUGUGUGUGUGUGUGUGAGAGAGAGAGAGAGAGAGCGAGAGAGAGCGAGAGCGAGAGAGAGCGAGAGAGAGAUAUUUAUUACAUUAUUUUGAAAGAGUAAUACUCUGACAUGUGGAUAUAGAUUAGGUACAGCCAAAUUGGAUGCUUCCAUUUGGCAAGGAAGGUAGGAUUUCCGAAACUCAGGCCUUAACCAGUAGGUUGGAAGACAAGACCAAUUGAAGCUUUACGAAAUGUGUGUUUUUGUUGCUCCUGUUAUUUCUGUCUUGGAUUCAUUGUCUCAUUCUUAAAUGAUUUUUAAAAUUUUGUGCUUAAAAGUUUAUUUUGCUUAAUUAUGAAGUAGACGUGCAUGUUUACAUUUAUGUAAAA
Messenger RNA from Rhinolophus ferrumequinum (greater horseshoe bat), 4240 nucleotides. RefSeq names its product ELL associated factor 1 (gene EAF1). Gene Ontology annotation, cellular component: super elongation complex. The transcript is spliced from 6 exons. Gene Ontology annotation, biological process: positive regulation of DNA-templated transcription; regulation of transcription elongation by RNA polymerase II. Gene Ontology annotation, molecular function: transcription elongation factor activity. The record is from RefSeq and is a predicted model, not a curated record. NCBI's taxonomy places the organism in Eukaryota, Metazoa, Chordata, Mammalia, Chiroptera, Rhinolophidae. The coding region runs from base 16 to 1089 and encodes 357 amino acids.